ACCCCCUCAAAAACCCCAGAAUCCCAUAAGACUCAACCUCAGAUCCACCACUCUCUCCUCCUCACAUCCCCCACGCCUUUACUGCCAAGCAAGAACAAAAUGUCCACAACAACCACAUUGCUUUUGCUUGUAACCAUCACUGCCAUUUUUUCAUUGGUUGCAGGAGACUGGAAUAUCUUGAGUCCAAAAUGGAAAAAUGGGGUUGGAAUUAACUUGAAGAAUUACUGUGAGAGUUGGAGGAUUAAUGUGGAGCUAAACAACAUUAGAGAUUUUGAUGUAGUGCCUGAUGAAUGCGUCAACUACAUCGGAAAAUACAUGACAUCGACGCAGUACAAGGCGGACAGCGAGCGGGCUGUGGAGGAGUGCAGCAUCUACCUCAGCAACACCUUUCAGUUGACUGGCGAUGGUAAGGAUGCGUGGAUUUUUGACAUCGAUGAUACACUUUUGUCAACAAGACCAUACUUCAAGAACCAUAAUUAUGGAGGAGAGAUAUUGAAUAAAACAUCGUUGGAAGAAUGGAUGAGAAAAGGGAAAGCACCAGUUCUUGACCAUACACUCCGCCUCUAUAAUGAAAUCAAAAGAAGAGGUCUCAAAAUCUUCUUAAUCUCAUCUCGUGGCGAAUGCUUGAGAGAUGCCACCGUCAAUAACCUUGUCAAAGAAGGAUAUUACAGUUGGACCGGUCUCAUCUUACGGGGGGCCGAGGACAGUAACAAAGGAGUGCAAAAAUACAAAACGGAGCAAAGGAAGAUGUUGAUAAACAAUGGAUACCGCAUCUGGGGAAUCGUUGGGGAUCAAUGGAGCAGCUUGCUUGGCCUUCCCAAUGCCAAGAGAACCUUCAAGCUUCCCAACUCCUUGUACUAUGAUUCUUGAAACAAAGCAUCUCAGCCAUUGAAAUAAGGUGUUGUUGCUAUA
Molecule: messenger RNA, 912 nt
Organism: Magnolia sinica
Lineage: Eukaryota; Viridiplantae; Streptophyta; Magnoliopsida; Magnoliales; Magnoliaceae
Product: acid phosphatase 1
Exons: 3
Coding region: 100-870 (256 amino acids)
Molecular function (GO): acid phosphatase activity
Source: RefSeq, a predicted model, not a curated record